Contarinia nasturtii (swede midge) is the source of this 673-nucleotide messenger RNA. RefSeq lists its product as uncharacterized. Lineage: Eukaryota; Metazoa; Arthropoda; Insecta; Diptera; Cecidomyiidae. The transcript has 3 exons. The record is from RefSeq and is a predicted model, not a curated record. Bases 68 to 484 code for a protein of 138 amino acids.
GCGGCUCGUUUUUCACAUUAGAUCAUCAUUCGAGAUUUGUUUCAAUCACAAAUACUCCAAACUCAAAAUGUUGUUCCGAAUCUUACUUGUAGUCGCUGUUACUUUGCUUGUAAACAUUUCCGAAAAUUCGGAAGUGAAAGCAAGCGCAAUUGCGAUAAGUGAAGCAGAAGCUCUAGCAGACCCAAUCGCUGAGCCGAUCGCCGAAGCAGAUCCAGAACCAAUCGCUGAACCGGAGCCACUUUUUGGUCUCAAAAGUAAAAAAGCAACCACAGCCUCAUCUUCAAAAAUCACGAAGAGGAUUACAUAUAUCAUUACACAGAAGAGUAACAAAAAAAGAUCGAAAAGUCAUAAACGGCCACGUAGAUGUCGACGAUGCCGUAAAUCAAGCAGAGCUAGCACAGCAAGCACAGCUUCAACAGCCUCAACAGCCUCAACUGCUUCAACUGCCUCAACAGCCUCAACUGCUUCAACAGCUUCAACAUAAACAACCGAUACAGCUUCAUAGGUUUCGACAUUUGCUUGACCGAAUGGAAGAGCAAUUUUUGCCAAACUCGGAUAUUUUUGAACAGAAUUCAUCCUUUAAUUGGACGUAUUUUUAUUUACUUGAAAUUUAUUUUCAUAUUUUACCUCAUUAAUAAAAUUCAAACAAAAUGUAAUAAUGCUUUACGAAAAA